CAAGCUGGUGGUCUCGGCCUUCUCGAGUCCGUACCUUCUGAGUGCUCGGAAAUGGGAACUGGGCCUCCUCUGAUAGUUCAUGAAGCCAGUACCCAAACCCAAGUUACUACAGGGCAUGACAAAGCACAAAGCCAAAUUCCAUCUGAAGAACCAAGUGCAACAAAGCCCAGGCCUGGUCCUUCCCACAGAGAGACAGCUGCUGGAGCAGAAGGGGCUCAGGAACGCACAGUUCCCAUCACCAGAACAUCACCAGCCACGGGGGCAGGAGACUGGUAUAGAAGAGAAGGAGAUGUUGUCUGGGAUGUGCACAGUGAAGUUUAUAUUGAGACCACGGAAAGAACUUGUGUGUAUAAGACUGAGGAGAAGAUGCCAACAAGUGCACCCUACAUGCAAGUGACAAUAGAGGAUGUGCAGGUGAAUUCUGGGGAGCGUGCCAAAUUUCAGGCAGUGAUUGAAGGAAACCCUCAGCCUACUGUUCUGUGGUUUAAGGGCACUUCCUUGUUGACAGACAGCCACAGGCUCCAUCAAGUGAGGGAAGGAACAACAUAUUUCUUAGUCCUGGACAAUGUUGUCUCAGAAGACGGUGGUGUUUAUACUUGUGUUGCCAAAAAUGCUGGAGGAGAGGUUUUGUGCAAAGCAGAGCUUAUUGUGCGUGAAGCUAAGAAAGACCAAGCAGCAAAGAAAGUGGCCACCCGGAGAAAGCUUCAUUCCCUCUAUGAGGUUAAGCAGGAGAUUGGAAGAUGCUCCAGCGAAGAGCUCCUCGACCGGUUGUUCAAGAAGAAUGUUGUCACUGAAGCAGAGGUCAAAUUGUAUAUCAGACAAAUUUUGGAAGGAAUCAAGUAUCUUCACGACAACAACAUUCUUCAUUUGGACAUUAAGCCUCUGAAUAUCCUCAUGGUUUAUCCUGAAAGGGAAGACCUCAAGAUCUGUGACUUUGGAUUUGCUCAGAAGAUCACUCCGUAUGAGCCUCAGUUCAGCAAAUAUGGGUCUCCAGAGUUUGUUGCCCCAGAAAUUGUGUCUCAGUCACCAGUCUCAAAAGCGACUGAUAUCUGGGCUGUUGGAGUCAUCACAUACUUAAGCCUAACGUGCAAGUCUCCAUUUGCUGGGGAGAACGACAGAGGAACUCUUCUAAAUAUCCAGAAUGGUGACAUUUCUUGGACCCUUCCUGAUUUUGUUCACUUGAGCGAAGACGCAAAGGAUUUUAUAAAACAAAUCCUACAGCAGCGCCCUGAAGCCAGGCCUAGCGCUUUGGACUGUCUGUCGCACAAGUGGUUCAUGCAUAAUCUACCCCUUGAAGCAGCUCAUUUCAUUAAUACCAAGCAGCUCAAAUUCAUUGUGGCUCGGAGCAAGUGGCAGCGGUCUCUGAUGUGCUAUAAAUCCAUACUGGUAAUGCGAUCCAUUCCAGAAAUCCUAGAAAGGACUCAUGACAACACCUCUCUGGCCAUCUCCCGACAUCUUGUUGAAGAAAGCACUUCCUCCAGUACGAGUGGUUCCUCUUCAGACAAUGAGAACUCACACUUCCCCAAGAAGAGGCACUUCGGCUCUACCCCUGAACUGCACUUGUCCAUCUUUGAUGCACCAAGUGGUCAGGAACCUCCAAAACAUGCAAGUGAAGAGAAGCACACCAAAAUCUUGGCCCCUCCAGUAAAACCCAUGAGGAGGAAGUAUGCUUCAAUGAAGGGUGAGGUAAGGGACAGAUCACCCACAGAAAGCGAAGAGCUCAUGGCAAGUACCUUAGGACAGAAAGAGGAAGAACUUCAUCCCAAACUUCAAGACGAAAGAGCAGGGCUGUCCCCAAAAAGUAGUGCACCUGAACCUUCAUCAAUGAAGAUUUCCACAGAUGACACAUUGGGUCUACGUCAGAAAGAAAAAACAGCCACAUUUUUAUCUGAUAAGGACAAGAUUGAAAAGGCUAGGGAUGGGACAGAAAAACCACCUAUAUGUGUUCCUAGAGAGAGUGUCAUUAAAAGCACUUUCUACAGCCAAGCAGCUGAGCUUCCUGCAAGGGGCUCUUCCUCUCCGGGCAGAGAGCUCAGAAGGCACUUGGACAGAGCCAGGAGGACUUUCCGGAAAGCUGGAUAUUCAAAGGUGCCCCUCAGUGGUCUCCGUGAACCCCUUCUAGAACACUUUGAGCUGGAAGAAGAAGAAGAAAGGAAGUCUGAUGAUGGAGAUGGUGGAGGGCACAGGGAAAGUCUGCUUGGUCCCUUGACCAAAUCAGCUUCAUUUGAUACUGCAAGGAAACCAUCACAUCCUGCCAUUGCUGGUUCUAGCCGAAGCCGUUCUCUGGAUGAUUACAGGCUGAGGGCUUCAAGAUCGGUGAGGGAACAAGACAUUUUGGAGGAAGACUAUGAUAUAAUGUUACAGGAAAGUUGCCCUGAAGGCAGUCACCACUGUGACAUUUCCACUGAGUCAAGCAAAGCAUAUUCUGUAGAUAUUUCAAAGCAAGAGGAUGCUAGCAGAACCAGAAAGGAUUGUUCAGAAGAGCAACUCUCUCCUUCCACGCAAUGUGAGGGUAAUGGGUGCCCAGCUGUCACUGUGCAAAGGUUAGGGAGACUUCCAGUGUCACCUGAUAGGAGCAAGAAGAGGAAGCUUUUAUUUAAGAAGUCAAAAGCUACUCACAUGGAGGAGGAAGCUGAUGAUUUAGAAGACAAAAGCCCCAUUCUGACUGCUCAGCAAUCAGAUAUAACUGCACCAUCAGCUCAAAAGCAUGAAGGCAUUCAGGCUAAAUCUCUCUCUGACGGUGCUUCUGAGACAGCUCUUCAGGAGGGCAAGCAGCACAUUUCAGCUCUUCCACAGCCAGAGACCACCUCCAAGUCAGCCCCUGCAAGUAAGAGAGGACUGUAUCUGCACCAGGAGUCAAAGCCCUCUGCUGACAACCAUCUUGAUCUAAAAGGUGAAAGCUUCCUUAUUAAAAGGACUACUUCAAUUCCACCUUGUAAAGACAAAAGCCAGAAGCACCCACUUCAGAAGCCUUCUGCUCACAGUGAUGCUAAGUCUGAUCUUACAGAGUGUGAUAAGCCUGCGAUUUUAACAAGCCCCCAAACAGAAACAGAUUCAUCUCCAGUACAUAAGGACAAAAGUCAGGAACUUUUUGAUCAAACUAUUCUAGUAACUACUAUCUUGGAGGGCAAAGAGCCAGGUUUCCGAACAGCUCUGCAAACAGCUGACAAAAAUACUCAUCAGCAGCUGAAGACCUAUAAAGAGGUGAGCUCUGCUGUCUUGGAGGAUGAAGGACCAGGUGUUGCAGGGGUUGCUCCAGUAUCCGGUGGUAAUGGUGAAGGCCAAGUACACAAAAUGCCCUCGGAUCAUGCAGGCACAGCAGCAGCAGCAGCUCUGAAAGGAAAGAGUCCCGUUGUCCUGAAAGUCCCACCACCAAAACCAAUGCCAACUUCUGUCUCCAGCAGAGCACACCAAGCAGAAAAGGAACGGUCAGCUUAUAGCAAGGAGAGGCUUGCUGCUCUGAAGGGUGAAGGUUCAGCUCUUGAAGAGACUGUUCCCAUUUUGAUCCGUGAGGCUGAAAUCAAGGGAGCUGAACACUGGAAGGCUUCUCAGUGCCGUGGCACAGUGCCUGCUGUUCUGGAGGGCAGACCCCCAGCUGCAACUACUUCACCACAGGGUAUUAGCCUCCCUUCAGUCUAUGAGACUGAAAAGCAAGAACAUGCACAGCUAUCACUUUGUAGUGAGGUGAGAUCUGUUGUCUCAAGAACUGGAAGCCCAGCUGCCGGACAGCCUGUCCCUGCUUCUUUCUCCAAGACUGAAGGUCAGGCAUAUGAGCAGCACAAGGCUGCGUAUGACAGUGGCAAAGUUUCUUCUGCUCUGGAGGGCGUGCAUCCAGGUAUUUUAACUGUUUCACAACCAGAAGGUUUCCCAGCUUCCGUCUAUGAGCUAGAACAUGAGGAACACCCAAAAGUUUAUGGGGGAGAAGUUUAUGAGGGAAGAGGUGCUGCCUCAGAGACUGGAAACUCUGAUGCUCAAAAAACUGUCUCAUCAUUGCUCCAGGAGAAUCAAAGUCAGGAGCUCUCACAGCAGAGGUCUUCUUUUUACAGUGACGAAGAGUCUGCUGCACUGGAGGGCUUAGUGGAUGAAAUGGUUUUGCUUUCUGAAGAGAUGAACGUUUGGGCAGAGUCGGUUUCUGCUCAGGAGGAAUGCAAAAAGCACGUCUCUUCUCCCAUAGAGAUGUUCUACAACGAGCCUGGUGACCAAGCACCUAUGGCAAGUCCCUUUCCUUCUGGUCAAAGCAGCAGAGGAGGAGAAGUCUCUGAGCUAGAAGAUACCACAGAACCCUACCUUGCUGUGCAUGAGGAGUCAGGUGUACUGAAAGAACAGGAAACACAAAUGGUUCCUCAUGAAUGUGAGCAUCUGGAGGACUUAGCAUUUGAAAGCCUCAGUUCUAGACAAGUAAGCAUUUCCCAGACCGAUAGCCUGGAUUCUGGAAAAAAAAUCAGUCAAGUGUCAGUGAGAAAGGACACUGGUAAACACCCAGAAGUGUCUUUAGUGAAAAUCAAAGAUCUGUCAGAUGAAGCACCCAGUCUUGACAGUGGAACGCCAAAACUUGACAUAUCAGAGGUAGAGCCUGCCUAUUUGAAUUUCUCGGAUUUGUAUGACAUUGUCUAUUUUCCAUUUGAAUUUAUGAACUUCAGGAAGCCUCCACCCAAACCAACUGGUAGGCGAUUUAUACCUUUUAGUGAAAGGGCAAGGUCACCUCCUGCAGGACAUCUGCAUAAGGAUAAACGAUUGUGCAUCAGAGAAGAGGCAGGAGAGAGGAACAAACGAAACCAUUUGGAAAUAUCUGAGAAUUCAAAGGCAUCGAACCUCUUAGCCAUGGGGAAAGGGUCAGAGAGUCAUAAGGAAUUGUACGGCUUGCAAAAGGACCCAAGCGGUAAGCAGAAAAGCUCCUACAGCAAGCCAGGACUCUUUAAACCCUACGGAAGAUCUCAUUCAGUGGAGCAGCCAGUGGAGCAGAGUCUGAAGAAGAAAGUUAAAGCUUCUGUUGCCCACAUUUCAAGAAUCCUGAAAGGAAAGACAGUUCCUGAGCAAGAGACGGAGGAAGGGAUUGGUGUGCUGGGAAGUGAAGCAGUAGAAAAAGAACCGUUAACAGGAGCUGAAGGAUCUUUGAAGAGGAAAUCGGGACUGUCUUCUUUCAAAUUAUCAAGUCUCAUGCCAAAGGAGAAAGCACCUUUAUUUGUUGAAGAGCUCAUAGACCAGGCUACUGCUGUAGGACAGUGUGUAACUCUGUCCUGCCGGACGGCGGCUCACUCCUCCCUGCACAUCAACUGGUUCAGAGAUGGGAUACCCGUCCACAGCAGCAAUCGGAUCCUCAUCUCAACCACACUCAAAAACUUCCAGCUGUUAACUAUUCUCUCUGUUAAUGCUGAUGAUUUUGGUAUUUACACUUGUGUGGCCACCAACUCUCUGGGCUCAGCAUCCACCUCUUGCAUCAUAAGAAAAGCUGAAGUUCCUCCAAGCCCUCCACCCCCUGACGUUGUGGAAGUCUACAAGGAUGGAGUGCAGGUGGUCUGGAAACCUGUGGAAACCAACACCCCUGUCCUCUACACUGUGCAGUGCCAGAGUGAAGAUGGGGAGUGGAAGACCCUUGCUACGGACAUUGCUGACUGCUGCUACUAUGCAAAUAAUCUCUCCAGGGGAUCUGUUUACUGCUUCAGGGUCGCCUGCGUCAGUAAAGCGGGAAUGGGCCCUUACAGUAACCCAUCUGACAAAGUGAAGAUCAGUGAAGAAGACGAAAUGGAGUUUCAUGCUGCAAUGCAGAACUUCCCAUCAGGUGCUACUGAAGAAGAGAGUGAAAUAAUAGCGCCAUCCGAACCUUUCCCAACCUACCAAACCUAUGCCUUCCAAACAGAGAUCAAAAGGGGGCGUUUCAGCAUCGUCCGACAGUGCAGGGAAAAAGUAAGUGGCAAGACUUUAGCUGCUAAAAUCAUCCCUUACUGGCAAGAGGACAAACAGGCUGUGCUGCUGGAAUACCAAGUCCUGAGGAAGCUUCAUCAUACAAACAUAGCUCAGCUGAAGGGAGCCUAUGUCAGCCCACGACACUUAGUGUUGAUCCAGGAGAUGUGUGUGGGACCAGAACUACUUCAUUUUUUGGCACUACGGCCAUCCUACUCAGAAGUGGAGAUCCGAGAUUAUCUGUGGCAGAUCCUCAGUGCAGUUGAGUACCUCCAUGCACACAGCAUCCUGCACUUGGAUCUCAGGUCUGAAAACAUGAUCAUCACAGAGCCCAACCUGCUGAAACUCCUUGACUUUGGCAAUGCACAGUUCUAUACACAAGACAAAGUUAUUAUCUUGGACAAGUGCAUGGACUAUGUUGAAACCAUGGCACCAGAACUUUUGACAGAGCAGGGAGCCCUCCCUCAGACCGACAUCUGGUCCAUUGGAAUCACAGCAUUCAUUAUGUUGAGUGCCAGCUACCCUGUCAGCUCUGACGUACCCUGUGAAUUUCUGAGAAUAACCAGGAAGGGGAAAGUGAAGCUCACGCGAUGCUAUGCCGGUCUCUCUGGAGGAGCAGUGUCAUUUCUGCAGAGCACGCUGUGUGCAAAUCCCUGGGGAAGGCCAUCAGCCUCAGAGUGCCUUCAGAGCCCAUGGCUGCAAGAGACAGGCUUGGACAACAGACAGCAAGCACUAGUCACCUUUCCCACCACCAAACUGAGGAAUUUCCUCAUGGAACGGGAAAAGAAAAGAGGCCAGUUGUGCUCCAAGUACGGCCUGAUGGUUGCACAGUGAAGUGGAUGAGAAGACAGCAGUGAAUUGUCUCCCUCCCUGCUUCUGCAUUUAGUGUUUGGUACCAAAGGAUGCCGUCAAGUUACUGUGCAUCAGCUGAGUUAGGGUGGCUGCCUGGAGUCGUGCGUGUAGCUCUCUGUGAAUGCAGUUCAGCGUAACUGUGAACAAACCUAGUUCUUGCAUCUGCCGCAGGAUAGGAACGAAUGCGCAGACUGUUAACAUGGCUCAUCUGACCGAUGGUAACUUGACAGUGUGUGUGUCACUUGGCUCCAGGCUUCCUGGAAUAACCAGGACAGAUUUAUCUAGCCAGUUUUGAAUGGGAUUAGCUACCAUCCCCGAGUAGCUUUGCAAAUCCUUCCCUGAAGUGAGAAAAAAAUGCUCUGCAUGCAAACACAAAGACUUCUGGCCUUGGUCCCAAGACGCAGCCCCAGACAACCUUUACUGCACUGCUCAUCCCACAGUAACAACUGCAGCAACGUUUCAGUGACAGAUGGGCUUUCUCACCUGCCUCCAGUCUGAAAGAAUUCAAUAAACACCUGCAACUGGAAAAUAGCCCUGAGGAAAGGAGGAGUUAGGAAAGGUGGUAAUUAGAUGUAGGAUGGAAUCAGAGUAAAUAUCGGAAAGAUUCACCAAGGGGAAAUAGUACAAGGUAUAGCACCUGCCUCUUUUUCAACUGAUGGUGAAAAGCUGUGUAUCUAAGGCUUUGGACUUAAAGGCCCAGCUGGUUAAAGCUCUGAACAACCUGAUCUGAGCCAAUAGCUGACCCUGCUUUGAGCAAAAGAUUAGACUGGAGACCUCCUGACAUCACUUCCAAUCUGACCUAUCCCAUGAUCCUGCAUAUUUGCCAUGUACUAGACUCAAGGCUGGAGCAGUGGGACUUUGCCAGCAUCCACAGGCAGCUGGGCUCAGCAUAUCACUUGCCCACCAAACACAUGACUAGACAGCACUGUCCUCACAGGGCCUUGCCACCCAAGCUAGAGGAGAAUGCUUCUAGCUGUGGAGAAGCUGUGAGGGGAGGUACAGUUAUGCGUUAUGUGCGUGACGGUGUUAGUGUAGAUGGGGGCUUUCCAGUAACUGGUGAGUUGCAUCUCUGCCUUAUCCUAAUCUUGCAAGUGGCGAGACCUUGCUUUGCUUUGAGCAGAGCUACUGUUCUCCAUGGGUGCCCAACCUUCAUGGUUUGUAAAACCAUGGAGCUUUGCUUUUCUUUGGACCGUUAUUUGAAGUCUCCUACUAGAUAUUGAAGUGGACUUGCCUAUCACAUGAGAUCUUAAAGCAACCCCUUCCCUGUCUUAUCUGCAUCUUUUGUCUUAGAAAUGUGUUAAAGAGCAAACCCGUGAAAAGACAGCUUUGCCAAGCUGUGACUUGGUGUAUGGGCUUCUCAAGGAAAGAAGUUCCCUUGCAGGAAGAAGAAAUCUCCUUGUGGGAGAUGCAGCAAAACCAGGGAUCCUCAGUGAGACCGUUACGGUCAUUUUGCUAGAUGCCUGCACAUUAAAAGCCCUCCUUUACUAGGCUGCAUUAUAAAUUUUCAGCACGGCAACAACGUUGUUUUUGAAAGAACUGAAGAUCUCUGGAUAGAGGAAACCUACUUUGACCUGUGUGGUGCAGGUGGUUCAUGCUGCUGGUCGCUCUGGCCUUUUCUGGACAGAACAUGCUUGCUGUGCUCUAGCGGGUACAGCAAACCUUCUACGAGCACGAGGAAAGAGAAGUUGGGUCUGGGACUGACCAGCAAUUGCACUCAAAUAAUCACGGAGUAGUACAAUUCUCACCUUUGCAGUCCACAGACAACCUUAGGCUUCACUCUCCCUGUCAGCCUCAGUUUUAGCUGCUGAGACCAGGGAGGACAUCCAGAAUGCUCUCAGGCCAUGUGAGCAGCAUGUUGGAGAAAAGUUGAUUAGACGGUACUUUCGCUUCGGAUGGCUUUAAAUGUGAUUGCACAGCAGUAAACGCAAUAAUGACCGUGACCUCAAUACGCACAGAAGAUUUAUUGCUAAGAAACUUCAGCAGUCCAAAGAGCAGCUGCUGUUUUCUGGGGAAUGCACAGGCACACCUAUCCAGAGACGCGAAAGUGGUGCCGUCGGCAAAUGCCAUAGGUUUUGAUUCUUCAGAAAAAUCCAAAGUGUCCUGAAGUUUCAUGUACCUCUGGCCUUCAGAAAGUGCUGGGCAUUGCUUCCCUUUCCCGUGGGUGGUAUCAGCUGUGUAAUUUCUUUUUUACUUAUAAUCUCAGUGUGGCUUUGUGUUUCUGUGAAGUGAAAAUGUAUCUAUUGGUUCUGCUGAGUUUCCUGAGUUUUCCUCACGAGCUACGUGUGAUAGGAUGCUUUCUCAGAGCAGCACCUGGCUGUGUUGAGAGGGAGGAGGACAGCAAAUCUGUUCCUGAUGUAUUGCAGUUUGAUACCAUCACGUAGAAGUGACUCUGUUUGAGCAGCGGCAGUGCUUUCCAUCACGUUCAACCCCAUACUGUUGAAAACCUGAAGCGUGCAGCGUUACGAGUCCUUCUCUGGUACAGUAUAGAAAGGGUCACUGAGAGCAGAGGAGCUUUUGCUGUGCUGGCAGAGCAGACAUGGAUUAGACCAUAAAGCUUUGAAUGUCGAAGUUAUCUUGUCUUUUUGAUGCAAGAAAGAAGAGAAACCAAAGUUUUUUAAGGCCAGACUCCAUGCCCGAUUCUCCGGGGAGGGCAGAGGCAUUACAGGAGACAGGCACUGUUGUGAGAUCCAGCCCAUUAAACUUUUCAGGACCCCGGGUUCCUUCCCGUUUAACUUAUUUUACAAAUCCAAGGAGGUUUCUGUUGGCUCAGCCUCGUUCUUUAUUCUUGCUGGAGCACUUUGGGAUGGAAGGCUUAAUGAUGGGGGACAACCUGUCGAAGUAUAAAACUUUGAUGGCAGAUUAGCUCACCUGGAGCUUUGACACUGCUCUUUCUCGUAUGACUCAAAUGAAGUGAUUUUUGCUUUUCACGUUUGCAUGCAUUUGAGCAUGUCUGAAGUCUUUUGUAGAGUCAACAUUGUUUUCUUAACUAAUGCUGAAUAAACCGUUCUGACAAAGAAGUAAAGCCGGAUUUUUCUGUGGAA
Rhea pennata is the source of this 9794-nucleotide messenger RNA. RefSeq names its product obscurin-like. The transcript has 25 exons. Bases 52 to 6735 code for a protein of 2227 amino acids. The record is from RefSeq and is a predicted model, not a curated record. NCBI's taxonomy places the organism in Eukaryota, Metazoa, Chordata, Aves, Rheiformes, Rheidae. Gene Ontology annotation, biological process: protein phosphorylation. Gene Ontology annotation, molecular function: ATP binding; protein kinase activity; protein binding.